Molecule: messenger RNA, 1820 nt
Organism: Plutella xylostella (diamondback moth)
Lineage: Eukaryota; Metazoa; Arthropoda; Insecta; Lepidoptera; Plutellidae
Gene: Doc1
Product: Dorsocross1
Biological process (GO): cell fate specification; positive regulation of DNA-templated transcription; regulation of transcription by RNA polymerase II
Cellular component (GO): chromatin; nucleus
Molecular function (GO): RNA polymerase II cis-regulatory region sequence-specific DNA binding; DNA-binding transcription factor activity, RNA polymerase II-specific
Source: RefSeq, a predicted model, not a curated record
CCCCGAAAUUCAGUGCAAACGCAGCUGUCGUUUUGACACCACGCUGGUCGCAACCUCCUCCCGAUCUUCGUUUGUUUUCAAUUAUGAACUUUUUCCAACGUUCGUGCGUGUUUUAAUACUUUUCCCUCGACGUUGUUUAAGAUUUAAAACCUUUUUUGCUGGACUUUAGAAUUGAUUUUGGAGAGGCAUUAUUUUUGUUUAUUCAAAGGUGAGAUGUCGGUGUAAAGUGACUGUAACUGUGACUGGUAUUUUGAUUGGUGUUAUUGCUUUGAGUUGAAUUCAAGAUGAUGAUGGAUCAGGCUCAUUUUGGAGAAUAUUUGCUGCGGCAGCAGAUGCUGCACGCUGGGCAACUCAGUGGACUGCAGCACCGAGUGGGCGCGGACUGCGAGCCGCCGGCAUGUGAGGCGCGGCUGCUGAACGGGGACCUGUGGCGGCGCUUCCACGACAUCGGCACCGAGAUGAUCAUCACCAAGGGUGGCAGACGCAUGUUCCCAUCACUCCGCGUGUCUCUCAGCGGGCUGGACCCUCGCGAAGAGUACUGCGUGCUGCUCGAGUUGUCGUUGGUUGGUCGGCGACGCUGGCGCUGGGCGGGCGGCCAAUGGGCGGCGGCGGGCGGCGCGGAGCCCCAAUCACCGCGCCGCCUCAUGAUGCACCCCGACUCUCCGGCACCCGGCCACCACUGGACCGCCAACCCUGUGUCGUUUAGCAAGCUCAAGCUCACCAACAAUACUAUGGAUGCGCAGGGACAUAUGGUGUUGACGUCCAUGCACAAGUACCGUCCGAGAGUGCUGGUGGUGCGAGCGCGGGACGCCGCCGCGCUGGCGUGGGGCGCCCCUCACGCCGCAUUCAGCUUCCAAGAGACGGAGUUCAUUGCAGUCACUGCCUACCAGAAUGACCGCAUAACGAAGCUGAAGAUUGACAACAACCCGUUCGCGAAGGGGUUCCGAGCGUGCGGCCAGUCCAAGUGCAAGAGGAAGAGCGUGGACGCGGGGGGUGAGGGGGGCGCGGAGGGGGAGGCCAAGCGCGCGUGCUCGGACGCCGCCUCGUCGUGCUCGGAGGAGGGCAGCCUGCGCUCCCUCUCGCCCCGCUCCCCGCCGCCCCCCGAGUCCCCCGCGCCCGCCGCCGCCGCGCCGGAGACCCGCACCCCCCCGCCGCCCGCCGUCUACCACCACCCUGAGGUGCCCUACCCCCUGGGCCUGCCGCUGCCGCUCGGCCUGUGGCCCUCCCCGGCCCUCGCCAGCAGCUACUCCUGGGCGCCGCUGCCCCCCCCGCCGCCGCACGUCCCGUCCUCACCCCCGCAGGCGCCCGCACCCUGCCGACGACUCAAAAGCUUCACAAUAAGCGCUUUGCUAGGCGAAGGCUGAUUGCAAAAUACUUAGCACAAUUUUAGAGUAAGCGGGCAUGAUUCGCAAUAGUUAUUUUUGUAAAUUUAAUAAUGAAGAGGGAUAGACAGAUAAGGUAACGGCUCAUAUACCUCGUAGAUUUACUUAUACCUAAUGUAGAUUCUCAAUUUAAUUUGUAAGUUUUUGUGAUAUGAAAAUUGUGCCUUUAUUUUACCUAGAAUAAGCACAGAUAAUUAUUUAUGGUGUCCAUUUAGUAAAGAAAGAUAUGUUUAAUAAAAAAAUAGUAAAUAAGUACUUACAAUAAUUAUGAAUGUUUCAAAAAUGAUGAGUUCGUUAAUUAAUGACUGAAAAUCUAUAUGUAUAAUCUUUACGUUAACUUACAAAAUUUUAGGUGAAUUAUUAAACUGAACUAUUAGUUAGGAUGACUGUAAAUAGUGUAAAUAUAAAAGUUUAGAAAAUAUAUUUUGCAUAAGAAAA